UUCAUAUAUCAAUUUUCGAAAGCGGUACGACUCAAAGGCAUAUGCAUCUUCAUGGAUUGUAUCAGUAAAUAUUCUGGAAGAAUAGGAAUGCCUUUGAAUCCGUCUCAAUGCCACUCUUCACAACUGUUCCCAAUUCCCAUGUCUUCUCUUUCUUAUCCGUUGCCAAAUUCCAGGAGAAUACAGCCUCCACUGUUUCCACUGGCUACACGCACAAUCCGGAUUUCUUGUGUUUCUGUCAGUCGCAAGAGUAAAUCGAGUGACAAAUCCGAAUCUCAAGAGCUGGUUCGCUUGCUUGUGGGCAAGUUUAGUGAAAAAGAGCCGAUAUUGAAGACAUUGAACAAGUAUGUGAAGCUGGUAAGAACUGAGCACUGCUUUCUGCUGUUUGAAGAGCUCGGAAAGCGUGAUAGCUGGCUGCAAUGCCUUGAGGUUUUCAGAUGGAUGCAGAAGCAACGCUGGUAUGUUGCAGAUAAUGGGGUUUACUCAAAACUAAUAUCAGUAAUGGGAAAGAAAGGCCAAACCAGACUGGCUAUGUGGCUUUUCACAGAGAUGCGCAAUACCGGCUGUCGCCCUGAUACAUCAGUCUAUAAUGCACUUAUCACAGCGCAUCUUCAUUCACGGGAUAAAGCAAAGGCUUUGGCCAAAGCUCUUGGUUACUUUGAGAAGAUGAAGGGAAUGGAGCGAUGUAGACCCAACAUUGUAACAUACAACAUUCUGUUGAGAGCUUUUGCCCAAGCUCGGGAUGUGGAUCGUGUAAAUUUCUUGUUUAAAGAUCUCAAUGAGAGCAUAGUUUCACCUGAUAUUUACACUUUUAAUGGUAUCAUGGAUGCUUACGGGAAAAAUGGGAUGAUUCGAGAAAUGGAAUCUGUACUCUCUCAAAUGAAAAGCAAUCAGUGUAAGCCUGACAUAAUUACCUUUAAUCUGCUCAUUGAUUCAUAUGGGAAAAGGCAACAAUUUGAUAAGAUGGAACAAGUGUUCAAGAGUUUAUUACGCUCCAAAGAGAAACCGACUCUGCCUACAUAUAAUUCAAUGAUUUUGAAUUAUGGGAAGGCACGUCUCAGAGAUAAAGCAGAAAAUGUUUACAAAAAGAUGACUGACAUGGGUUACAAACCUAACUUUGUCACAUAUGAGAGUCUCAUCUAUAUGUAUGGUUUCUGCGAUUGCGUUUCCAGGGCGAGAGAGUUAUUUGAUGGACUGGUUGAGUCAAAAGUUGACAUAAAAGUUUCAACCCUAAAUGCAAUGCUGGAUGUUUACUGCAUGAAUGGUUUGCCAACGGAAGCUGAUGCACUGUUUGAGAGGGCAAGAAGUAUGCAAGUUUUUCUAGAUUCGUCAACGUAUAAACUUCUUUAUGCGGCUUAUACUAAAGCCGGUUUGAAGGAGUAUCUAGCUAAAUUACUAAAGCAUAUGGAUAAAGAUGGUAUUGUCCCUAAUAAGAGGUUCUUUCUGGAUGCUUUGGCUGCUUUUGGGUCUUCACCGGCAAAUUCAAAAUCUGAAAUUGCUGCUACUGAUUCAAGCAAGCCCCGGGAUCAUGCAAAAGCUCAGCACAAUAUGUAGCUGGCAGUACAUGCGAAUGAAACUCCUAACCAACAUGUCUGGUGGAGAAUUGCAUAACAGAAAAUAACUCCCUUGUAUGAUGGUAUGUCAUAUCUCUUUGCCCAGUUUUUAGCUUCAUUCUAAUCUGCAUCGGUUUGAUUCUUCUGAAGAACAGAGUUUUCAUUGGUCCUCAUUUGACAUCAAUCAACAACCCCCCCUCCUUUAAAAAAAGGGGAUUCUCUGUUAGCAUACCAAGUUACCCACUUGCAAACUCAUAACUUUGCUGUUGAUUAUAACAAUGACCAACGCCCUGCUGAAGAUUUUGCUUCAAAACUCACAAUAACCAACUGAUGUAUAGAGUAUUUCAUAAAUUAUAAUCUCAUGUGUAAAAAUUGAAGUUGUGCGCGUAUUUAACGACGGCAAACUUUCAAAGUAGUCUCGGGUCUGUUAACCUUCUCUAAUCUGGUCACUUCACUUACAUGCUCAGCAACGCUAAGGACAGUUUCAGUUGAUAUGUUUAGAGCAUACUGGUCAUGACUGAUGCAGUUUUGGCUUUUGGGGCCUAUUUGCCUCUAGGGAUUCACAUUUUUCUGAAGGAAAAAAAAUUGCAGAGGAGCUUAACUGUCAGUUUGUCACGAAAGCGGAAUCUACUAUUGUUACAUGAGCUCCAUUCCUCUUUACCCCCCGAUGAAUUAAUUUCUUUAUUGCAAAUCCAACACCAUUGAAUCAAUUUUGGUUCUAAAGUGAAGUAAGGGCAUGAUGGAGAUAUAAAACAGCCGUGUUACAAAUGAAUCCUUAGAAAUAUGAAGUGUUACUAACUAUUUUCCUAUAAUUUUGCAUGAGGUAAUUGUUUCGCUGCUGUAUUUGCCAUACUGGUCAUAUUUCUUCUUGUAGUUUAUUGUAUAUUUUGAUAGUUUUCCACUUUUCCUUU
Molecule: messenger RNA, 2461 nt
Organism: Neltuma alba
Lineage: Eukaryota; Viridiplantae; Streptophyta; Magnoliopsida; Fabales; Fabaceae
Product: pentatricopeptide repeat-containing protein At4g39620, chloroplastic
Exons: 3
Coding region: 52-1551 (499 amino acids)
Molecular function (GO): mRNA binding; protein binding
Source: RefSeq, a predicted model, not a curated record